UCUGCAGUAACAUAAUGUAUGUCAAUUGGAAAGAUACAAACAUCAACAUUAUUGACACACCAGGUGAGUCUAUCAACCAUUUAUUCCCUAACAUCAGGAUGCAUAUUCUCUAUACUGUUCUUUAUACAUUCCUUAAGGUACUUUUCUGAACUUGUCACACUGCUUUGUUACAGAGUAUCCUACUGUAAUCAUAAAGGAUUUACAGUUUGAAUUGUCAUCAAAAACAGAUGAACACAUAGUUAUGAUGUUUAUGUGUGCAAAAAGUAAGAGCUCUUGUCAGCAACAUACAUGUACACCUGCGGUGAGGUGGAAAUUUUAAUGAGUCCAUCUUCAAAGGUUCAAAUGUGUGAGGGAUUGUUAGUUAGGGGGAGAGGGCUUUUGAAGCUUGGACUUACGUGAUGCUGAAAAACCAAAUUAUGAGAUUGAAAGGGUAAAUUUCUCAUUGAUUUUUCAAGAUUGUUUUUUUUAUUGUGGCACAAUAACAAUACUACAUUACCUUACAUUACUAUGUUAAAAAAGGAAAGAAAAAAUUAGAAAAAAAAAGGUUAAACAGUUUUGUAGUUUUAACUUAGGACAGCAAGCUGUAAGUAAUUUAUUUAGCACUGUCAGUAUCUUAAGGUAGUGUAGUGGUUUAGAUUUUGAAUGGAAAAAAGUGCCUUUCCUUCCUCGAGCUUUUUUACAGAUGAGUUAUCAGGUUUCCUAAAAUUGUUGAGUUGCAAUCGUAGUGUGAUCAUUUUUGCCUUAUGGCCUUUAUUUCUAAUUUGAAUUUGUGUUGGAAAAAUGACUACAGUCCAAGCACUGUGCUAUUGUUAAAAAUAGUUUUGGAUAAUUGAUUAUCAAUGCAAAUUUUUACAUCAACACCUAAAUUUCUUCAGAGAGGAUAUCAUAUCUGGCCAAAAUUUGAAAAACAAGUGAAGCCCUUGGGUUUUCUGAAAAAAUCUCUGAGAAUGAUUGAAAUGAUAAGGUCUACAGAAUAGGUGAUAGGGGAAAGAAUGUGGAAAUUUUUUUUGUUAUAAAAGAGUUAAAAUUCUAGUCCUAAAGAAGGAACAUGGUAAAAAUUUAUAUAGAUAUAACAAAUGAGAAACAGAACAAAAUUUUUGCAAAAAAUGACCUGAACAGUGUAGCAUUAAACAUGUCAAUUGUGAGGCUACAAUUGAAUUUCUAUGCCUAUGGAUUGGAUUGACACUGAGAUUUUCAAGAGUUGACAAGAACAACAGAAAAGACCAUCCACUACAUUUGAGAAGAUGUUUGUUACAUUUUCAUCUGUUUUUUUUUUAACUAUUAAAUUUAUAUGCUAAUUUUUUUAUAUUUGAAAUGACUUGGGGAGGUGAAAAAAUUAGUCGUUUUUAUUGCUGAUUUUUUUUUCCACAAUGUAUAUCAAAGGAACUUCCUAUUAGAAUAAGUGAAAAAUUAUUUCCCCAGAGCAAAGUUACAACACACUGCAGCCUUCACCCAGUUGCAAAUUGGUUUGGAAUCAGAGGUAAAAGGAGUCAUUGACCUUGUGUGAUGGAAGGCUUAUUACUUUGAGGGAAUCAUGGGUAAGAUUAUUCGUUCUCAUGACUUUUAUUUUAUUUUUAUUUAGCUGUUUAGCCAAUCACAAGGCUAGAAAUUCAAUAUAAAUCUAAAAAUCUGCCAAAAAAUUAAAAUGAAGUAUCUUAAUUGGCUCUUUCAUUUUUAUACAACUAUUGCUGAUUUAAAUUAUUACCUAACAGGUCCAAAGUAGUAGAAGGUGUCAUCCCAGAAGACAUGAUCAAUGAGUGUACAUCAAGAAGACAGGAGCUGAUAGGUACAUGUACAAUCUGAGUAUUCUUUUUUUUUUCAAAUCAGAGCUCUUGUUGUUUGAGUUAUGAUAAUGGCCAAUCAGAACAAAGUAAAAUAUCACAGGGAGCCAAUGGGAACUCAACAUGAAAUGAAGUAAAAUUAAGCAUUGGAAAAUGCUAUUGAUUAAGUCCUGAUUAUUUCAAGUUUUGAAUUGGAUUGGAUGAGAGCUCGAGAGAAAGGGGAAAAUCUUCUGGGCCAAUCUCCCAACAAAUGUCAAUACAACGCUAGGCUGAGAUGAGAAUAAAGAAAAAUAUCAAUGAGAGGAUUAUUAGUUGAUCCAAUACCAAAUUCUUUAAUCGUAAGAAUUGUCCAUCAUAAGAAUUGUAUGGCAAACAGUAACAAGAAUUACUUAUUAGAUUUUUCAGUCAGAGUGUUAAAGUGCUUAACCCUUUAACUCCCAGAUCAAAUUUGUAAUUCUCCUUACUGUCAACCAUACAAUUCUUAUAAUGUUAGUUCUAAGAAUUUAGUAUUGGAUCAACUAAUUAUCCCCAAAUUGAUAUUUUUCUUUAUUCUCAUCACUUAUCUGGUUGAUAUUGUAUUGAUAUUGUAAGGAGAAAUUCUGUCUUGGUCACUCAUGGGAGUUAAAGGGUUAAGUGAAGAAUUCUCCAAUGAUUGAACCCUUUAACUCCCAAGAUCUGAUUGUUAAUUCUCCCCUCCAGCGGUGUAACAUUUCCUUGUAAAUUUGUUGUGAGAACUUGGUGCUAGAUCAAGAUAGCAGCUUCUGCCUGAUAAGUUUGAUUCUUCUCAUUACCUGUAUGCUGAUUAAUGUUUGGAUAUUAUAGGGAGAAGUUUCAUGUUAAUCACUUUGGGGAGUCAGAGGGUUAAUGAACACCUUGUAAAAGUUGCCACUGACUGUUGAACUCAAAGGAACGUUUUCAUCAAAAGUUUUAAAAAAGUUGUCAUUACUAUCUUUUUACUUAUGUAGUAUUAGGUAGCUGUAGCAACACUACAGCCCCCUUUUUACCGGCAGUUCAAUAACAAAGAGUUUGCACCAUUCUGCUUGACGCUAUUUUUUCAACGUCUGUUAAGUGCUGUGGUUUGUAAUCAUUAGAAACUGUAGCUAAUGUGCAUGACACUCUUGCGGAGAUCUUUCUGGAAGAAAUACCACCAACGGGGAAACAAUUAAUUGUAUGUGUUUUGAAAAUAUUAGGGCUGGUGUGUGGAUUGAUGGAUUGAGCUGUAUAUUCGACAGAUUUCCUCUCUCUUUAUGUUACGCUGAAUUAUAUGAGCAUUUUGAGUGGUUCAUGCUCAUGGAUAUAUAGGAGGACAGACGCACAGAUUAUAUCACCGUCAACGACAUUUUGCUUUUUUAACAUAUAACACAAAUGCUGUUGAUUCUAACAAGACCAUUUGUUAUUAUCAACUCAGUUGACAACGUAAAAUUGGCCACCGUUAAUAGUUUCAAAGCAGACGUUUCGAGCGUUAGUCCUUCGUCUGAGCGAAUGACGAGGGGCUAACGCUCGAAACGUCAGCUUUGAAACUCUUAACGCUGGCCAAUUUACGUUAUCAACUUUUGUCAGCUUUGAAACUCUUGAGGGUGGGCAAUUCGCGCUAUCAACCGUUAUCAACAGUUGAUAAUACCGAAUUACCUUGUUAUACUCUCCCACCGACGGAACACCACAUUUUCUUUCGAAACUUACGCUUUCUAGCUUACCGGCUGGAUAAACAGCUGUGAACAGAAUGAAUUUAAGCACAAGCUUUAUUUCUUUGAACUUCGUUUUGUAGAAUCCGACAUAAACGCCUUGAUGAAGAUGGCUCUGCGUGAGGUGGCUUUCCUUCCUCUCGGAGUCUUGAUCGACCAAUGGAGAUGGAAAGUUUUCUGCGGUAAGAUCACUGAGGAGAAUUACAAUACCGCGUGGUGGGAACUGAGGACUAAGUACCAAAGAAUGGAACCUGCUGUGGAAAGGACAGAAAAUAACUUUGAUCCCUGAUGCAAAUAACACAUUCCAGCUAAUACACCAUACAUCAGGUGGGUAUUGUAGCCAGUGGGAGAGAAGUUUAUUCUGAUCCCUUUCACAGUCGACUGGCGGGGGAAGUGAGGGGAGGCCAGAAGGGGUUUGGGGUUAGGAAGCCAAUCUCCACCAGACAAGUUGUGAUAACAAAUGCAAACAUCUUUGCAUGUAUAUUUUCCGAAGCCAGUUGUUUGAAAAACGUCAGAUAACAUCUAAGUAUAAACCACACCUGUGAAUUGUGCUUUCCGCGCGCGCGCUUAUUGGCUAGUUUGGAAGUAAAUAGUAAUUACUAUUCACCUCCGAGUUGCUGAGAAAAAAAAAAUCGCGCUUCAAGAGCUAAAUUUCUGAGCAUUUUUCGAUGUAUUGAAAGCAAUAAACUAAUUUUUUUAUAUCUGUUUGGUAUAUGCUAAAACAAUUAUUCGCCUGAUUGUCGUUGGAAGUAACAGAUGUUUCCUUAGCUGCUUCGCAGCUCGGGAAAUAUCCACCACUUUUCACCUCCACUUCGGUGAAUAAUUGUUGAUUAUUUCGCCAUGCACGAUCCUGUUGAAAUAAUCUAUGAUAUGAUUUCGAGACCGUAUAUUUUAGUUUAACUGGUUAAAUUGCCCCAUCGAAACGUGAGGGGAGGAGAGAAGGGCAACGACAACGAGGAAUGGAUGAACUAAAGGGAAACAGGGAUGACUGAGAAUAAAUUGUUUCCUUUUCCAGGCGUUCAAUUGGUGAAAUGUAGCGUGAUAGUAAAUGAUGCUGAAGAAGCAGCGGACUGUGAAAAGGAGAGAGGCAUGGGUCGGGUCAUAUAUUGAUCUCCCGCGUUAAGUUAUCGCGCUUCGUUUUUCAAGCUAAACGUCGGGAAGACGGCUUGUCCAAGAAACCUUGUGUUGGGUAGAAUAUUUCCCCGAUGAAUGUGUCACUGACCAAAUUUAAUUUGUUUUAUUUUUAUUGCUCAGGUACUUUAUGAGCUACGUGCUACAAUUCCAGUUCCACAAGGCCGCCUGUGAGGCAGCCGGACAUACGGGACCUUUGCAUACCUGCUCCAUCUACGAGUCGAAAGAAGCGGGAAAGGAGAUCGGGUAAAUAUUGACAAAAGAUGUGUUACUUUUUGCUGAUAUGCUUGUUCCUUCAGCUUUUGCUGAACCACUGUUGUAUUGAUAAGUAUGAAAAUAUUUUAAUCACUUGUGAAUGUGAUACUUAUUUUUCUACUUAUGACCAAACUUUGCCUUGUCCGGAGAACGUGAACGAUGACGGCUUAUUUUUUUAAUUUCUAUUUCUAAUUAAACGCUGUGUUCCACAUUCAGUUCCGAGGUAGCUUGGACAGCGAGAAAAAAACUAAAUGACUCUAGAGUAUCAUGAGAUUCGUAGGUAAAAUCUAAGUUCAUUUUUUUAACCGACGUUUUCCUCGGCGUCACCGUCGUCGUUUCAUUCAUUUAUCAACAAACUAUUCACUGGAUUAUUUUUACACCUAUUAAAGCUCUAAAUCGUUUUUAAUAAUUCAAAUUAGCAUAGAAGAGGCCAGAAAAAGCAAAACUCGACAAUGAUUGGAUAUUGGGAGACUCUGACUAAUUAUGUCUCGUUUUGUUCAAAAGUGCCGUCAGGAUCAGUUCCAGGAAAUUAACCGCCAUGCUAUGUUAUUUGUCCCCCAAAAAUUAUUGCUUUGAUAUGUUAUUGUUGUUGUUGUUAUUAUCAUUAUUAUUGUUAUUAUUACCAUUAUUAAUAAUUAUAAAUCUCAAUUUCAUAGCCCGCACAUGGAGAAAUGUGUUGUAUUGAAUGGCGUUUCUCUCCUUUAAUCUAUAGGGAUAUGCUGAAGAUGGGAAAAAGCAAGCCUUGGCCGGAAGCUCUCAAAAAACUAACCGGAAGUGAAACUCUGGAUGUGGGCGCUCUAUCGGAAUACUUUGAGCCUCUCCGCAAGUGGAUGGUGGAACAGAGGAAAGAGCUGGGGUACACUGGACCCGGAUGGGACGUAGACGCAAAGGCUGGAGUAUCAGCUGUUCUUCCCACACUGUUCAACACUGUCAUGGGUUCUUUGAUUGUGACAGUUGUGCUCUUUUGUUAG
Molecule: messenger RNA, 5820 nt
Organism: Pocillopora meandrina
Lineage: Eukaryota; Metazoa; Cnidaria; Anthozoa; Scleractinia; Pocilloporidae
Source: the annotation of a GenBank genome assembly